Molecule: messenger RNA, 1942 nt
Organism: Cucurbitaria berberidis CBS 394.84
Lineage: Eukaryota; Fungi; Ascomycota; Dothideomycetes; Pleosporales; Cucurbitariaceae
Exons: 1
Coding region: 487-1497 (336 amino acids)
Source: RefSeq, a predicted model, not a curated record
UGCGACUCGAAGGGACGUUGUCUGGUCUAAGCUCGCGCGAACGCUUGGCUUGGCGGUGAUUCAACAGGCUGGACGGCGCCAUCGUGAGGCCGACGAGCCUGCAAUUGGUCCUUAUUGUCAAGCAGGCUAUUGUUCGCGCGGGACUGAAGCGGUGUCGGGCAGCCGUGCCCACAACUGGAGGUGAAUCACGGACUAUGGGCAGGCAGAAGCGCGCGUGGGGACGACCCUUCCUAUUCUUCGGUGACGGUGACGGCGAGUAGCUCAGGCAACGGCUCAAACGCUGUAUCGUCACAUCAACCCAGCUUCACCUCUGAUCAGCUCGAGCCAGCCCGCCGCAGUCACGUCGCCCACUCUGUAUAUAACCAGCCCCGCCCACCUCCCUCGAGAUCUCCUUCUCCUUCUCCACCACAUCGUUACAGCGACACCUCAACCAAGCUCGAUCGCGCAUCUACUUCGAUCAGAUCUUACCCUCACCAAACCGCUCCAAUGUCUCUCCCAUCCUCUGUGGACCAAGUCCCCAGGUCAACCACCCCUACGGCCGACCCCCCCAACACGGCUGCCGUAUCCGAGGCCGAUAUAAUCAAGGCCGGCAAGAACACCAUGAGCCUGGCCAAUCUGCUAGCUCCCGCUACCCCGACUUCGUCUGACAUGACUGCAAACCCGCCUGAGCUCGCUCCUCCUUCCACCCCGGCCAAGACAACUACUCCUGUCCAGGACGAGGUGGCUGGCUCCCCAGAUGCCGCCAUGUCUGACAUCUCCGAGCCUGUCGGUACUCAUGAGUCUGCUGAGGGUGCCGAUAACGAUAUGGAUGUCGACGAAGCUGAUCGUGAGUUUAUCUGCAUGAAUGAUGAAUAUACUUCGUGCAAGACUGGCCAAUACACGAAAGAUCUGUCCCGCAAGGUCAUCUCCGACCACUUUGGCCGCAACAAGGCAUGCACCCGCGACAUCACCGACUGGCCCCUCUUCUGCCGCAAGCACUAUCAGCGUGCUACCUACAACAAGGACAAGUGGCAGCUGCGCAAGGUCGCUCUCAUUCUCCGCCAGUUCGAUGUCAUUGAAGCUCAAUAUCCGGGCACGACUUACGAUGUCCACUUCAAGAAGUCCGAGGAGACUCGCCUGAACCAGUACUCUCGCCUGGUCGCGGCCGGAUUGACCAACGAAGACGCUGCGAAUACCGUUACCCCCGUUGCCGGCAAACACUUCGAGGCUCCUAUCGACGUCCUCCGCGAGCUCGAUCAGUGGGUCGGCAAGGGCAAGUCUCACAACGAGGUGAAGAAGGUCGUCGACGUGAUCCUCCAGAUGCUCGAAGCGAAGGAGACCGACCAGGUUCCUUCAAUCGAGUUUCUGCCUCAACUGCCCGGUAAGGUUGCCACCCCCAAGAAGGCCGCCACCACCAAGGCCCGCACUCCCAAGACGCCCAAGACUCCAAAGACGCCAAAGACCCCUUCUCGCGUCUCGGCCAAGGGCUCCGUCAAGAAGACUCAGCAAAAGGCUUAGGCUACCUUCUGCCUCACUUCCUCUCGAAGUGACCGCCGUCAAGGCAAACCGGCGUUGCGGCCGCCGUUGCACUCUUUCCAUUCAGCACGAUCCACGAUUCCGACGCCAUUACUCAACUUGUUUUACGACAAUUAAGUUUUGUAAUAGCCAGUUUGUCUUUUAUUACACGCUACAUGAUGUCUUUACACUACCCGCGUCGGGGUGUAUCAGUACGCUACUCAGCGCACUAGACACGCAUUACGAGGUAAGACAUAUUCUUUUCUUCUCUCUGUUUCUUUUCAUCAGCUCUGCCAAGCUAUUUGUUUGUUUUUAUCGGCUCUGCCAAGCUGUUUCUCUUUACUCUCGGGCAGUUUAAUUAAUUUUCCAGAUACCCCACAUCAAUACCAUGAUACCCUCUCAUAUCUACUCCACAGUGGGUAGACAUGGAGUCUGGCGUUUGGCGUUG